AUGUCCAACGUGGCCAAACCGAAGGCGGUAGGAUCUAAGCGGAGGCUACGAUCCCUUCGAAGACUAUUUGACGAAGCGACCGAGUGUUACUCGGUACUCUUCCAAAGCCGCGAACGCACCGUAACUGAUAUCGCCCUAUGUUGCGACCUGGUCGUCCUGGCGGACGAGGCUCGGAUUGGCUACCCGCCGAGUCGGGUAUGGGGUUGUCCUACAACAGCCAUGUGGGCGCAUCGAAUUGGACCGGAAAAGGCGAAGAGAAUGCUGUUUACGGGUGAUCUCAUAGAUGGCAAGGAAGCUGCAUCGAUGGGCUUAGUUUUGAUGUGUGUUCCUGGGGCUGAGUUGGAAGAGACAGUGAAUCUGUUGGCGAACCGAAUCAAGACUGUGCCUGUCAACCAGCUCUUGAUGCACAAACAGGACAUCAACAGUGUGAUUGCGAGUUCUGUGCGGUCGAGCCAACGCUUGGCAACCAUCUUUGAUGGCAUCACGCGAAAUUCGCCCGAGGGCAUUGUUUUCCAGAACACGGCGAUGCUGUCCGGCUUCAAAAUGCAGUGA
This is a messenger RNA of Metarhizium acridum CQMa 102, 552 nucleotides long. The record is from RefSeq and is a predicted model, not a curated record. Lineage: Eukaryota; Fungi; Ascomycota; Sordariomycetes; Hypocreales; Clavicipitaceae.